AUGUCCGCGCCGACGCCGCAGAAGCCCGUGAUCACCGACACGCUUCUCUUUCGGAUGAUGAAUCCCGAGCUGUACGUCGGGUAUAACAGGUGGAUAGCGGGCAUCGGGAGCGUCGUGUGCGCGGUCGCGAUAGCAAAGGUGGCGCACAUGAAGUACGAGCACGAGAACGAGAAGAAGGCGCACCCGGAGCGGUUCGCGCGCGCGGAGCGGGACGAGGACUACUGA
This is a messenger RNA of Micromonas pusilla CCMP1545, 225 nucleotides long. RefSeq lists its product as uncharacterized. The transcript has a single exon. Lineage: Eukaryota; Viridiplantae; Chlorophyta; Mamiellophyceae; Mamiellales; Mamiellaceae. Bases 1 to 225 code for a protein of 74 amino acids. The record is from RefSeq and is a predicted model, not a curated record.